Messenger RNA from Brassica oleracea var. oleracea, 1332 nucleotides. Its product is annotated as probable N-acetyltransferase HLS1. The record is from RefSeq and is a predicted model, not a curated record. Gene Ontology annotation, molecular function: acyltransferase activity, transferring groups other than amino-acyl groups. Lineage: Eukaryota; Viridiplantae; Streptophyta; Magnoliopsida; Brassicales; Brassicaceae. Bases 102 to 1289 code for a protein of 395 amino acids. The transcript is spliced from 3 exons.
CCCUCUCCAACAAAAGAAAAAUAAACACAUAUAUAUCCAAAAAUAAAUAAAAAGACAUCACCACUUGAAUGUUUUUUGUCUUAACACGGGAAAACGCAUAAAUGUCGAGUAAAAUAGCGGCGGAGGUAGCUGCGGCUGCGGUGGUGGUGGUGAGAGAAUACGAUGAAGAAACCGACAAGCGUGACGUGGAGGAGAUGGAACGUGAAUGUGAUGAGACCGGACCGCCUGGCAAACCGUUAAUGGUCUCUGAUUUAUUAGGAGAUCCGGUUCGUCGCGUCCGUCACUUUCCCUGCCAUACUAUGCUGGUUGCAGAGUAUGGAGAAGGAAGGAAGAUGGUGGGAGUUGUGAGAGGAUGCGUUAAAACCGUGACUAGAGGAAACUCAAUCUAUGUCAAACUCGCUUAUGUUCUUGGUCUUAGAGUUUCACCUUCCCAUCGGAACUUAGGCAUAGGAACAAAACUGGUGCAAACACUUGAAGAAUGGUUUAAACAACAAGGCGCAACUUACUCGUACAUGGCCACUGAUUGUACCAACGAGUCUUCCAUUAACUUGUUCACCAAGAAAUGUGCCUACAUCAAGUUCCGUACACCGACAAUGCUGGUUCAACCGGUUCACGCCCAUUCCAAACCAAUUUGUUCAGAUAUCACAAUCCUCCGGUUAACCACCAAAACCGCUGAAUCAAUCUACACCGGGGUUUUCAAAGACUCAGAGUUCUUUCCUAGUGACAUCGACGCAAUAUUAACCAGCCGCAACAGCUUAGGAACGUUUAUAGCGUUCCCAAAAGAAGAACACGGUCACAAAUCUAACCGCUUAGACCGCGAUUUCCCAACGGAUUAUGCGAUAUUAAGUGUAUGGAGCACCAAAGAUGUAUUCAGGCUGCAAAUGAAAGGCGUUUCCCGGUUAACUCACGCGUGCUGCUCCGGUUCGAGAUUACUUGAUUCUUGCAUGCCGUGGAUGAAACUACCCUCGUUUCCUAACGUGUUCGACAAGUUUUGGGUUUAUUUCAUGUACGGAAUGCACAUGGAAGGCAAUGACGGUCCACGCCUCAUGAAAAGUUUAUGCUAUUUUGUUCAUAACAUUGGGAGACACGACGAAGGAUGUGGAGCUGUUGCGACGGAGAUUAGUCCUUUGGACCCGGUGGCUUCGGCUGUUCCUCAUUGGAAACGGCUUUCGUGGGCUCAAGACCUUUGGUGCCUCAAGAAACUCUCUGAUGAACCUGAACUGUCUGAUUGGAGUAGCUCAAAAUCUUCUUCUUCCAACGUGAUUUUUGUUGAUCCUCGUGAUAUCUAAUGAAUACUGGCAAGAGGAUUGUACAUAGAAAUGAUUAAAAAAA